Conger conger (European conger) is the source of this 1927-nucleotide messenger RNA. RefSeq names its product glycosyltransferase 8 domain-containing protein 2-like. Gene Ontology annotation, molecular function: glycosyltransferase activity. The record is from RefSeq and is a predicted model, not a curated record. The transcript is spliced from 11 exons. NCBI's taxonomy places the organism in Eukaryota, Metazoa, Chordata, Actinopteri, Anguilliformes, Congridae. Gene Ontology annotation, cellular component: Golgi apparatus. Bases 122 to 1174 code for a protein of 350 amino acids.
GCUGACACGACAGAUCAUGCCAAUGGACACUUCGCGGAGGAUUUCAGGAGAACCGAAGUAACUGGACAUAUAUCUUUUCCAUAAAUUCUUGCAUACCAACAUAGAUGGUGCCUGAGGAGAGAUGGUCCUGCUGAAGAAGUUGAACCGGGUGCUCCUGAUGUUGUUGAUUUUGAUGGUAUAUAUAAUCCUGUACAGCAAGGUACACAAAGUCCAGCUCCCAAACAGCAAUACAGAAAAGGAAGUUGAGACCGUGGCACAGGUGGAGGACAGCAAUGCCAUCCUGGUGGUCAUCUGUGCUGCCAAGGAGAGAAUGGGCGGUGCCAUGGCAACCAUCAACAGCGUGCGCAGCAACACAGAGGCCAAUGUGGUCUUCUACAUCGUCACCCUGCGCGAUUCCGUCUCCUACACCCGGCAGUAUAUUGAGAACUCUGAUCUGAAGGACAUAAAGUUUAAAAUCCUGGAGUUUAACCCGAUGGUUCUAAGAGGGAAGGUGAAAACAGACUCCACCCGACCUGACCUGAAGCACCCGCUCAACUUUGUGCGCUUCUACCUGCCGCUGCUUGUCAUCGGACACAAGAAGGUGAUCUACUUAGAUGAUGACAUCAUCGUGCAAGGGGACAUACAGGUCCUGUACAACACUAAACUGGACCCAGGACAUGCUGCUGCUUUCGCCAACGACUGUGACCUGCCGUCGGAUGUGGUCCGCAGUAUGGGUAUGCAGACAACGUACAUGGGGUUCUUGGACUACAGGAAGAUGGAGGUGCGGGAUUUGGGGAUUAACCCGAGCGAGUGCUCCUUUAACCCCGGGGUGAUUGUGGCAGACGUGGAGGAAUGGAAGAGGCAGAAGAUCACCAAACAGCUGGAGGGCUGGAUGCAGAACAACAUCAGGGACGACCUGUACACCAGCACCAUGGCAGGGGCCGUGGCCACUCCCCCCAUGCUGAUCGCCUUCUACCAGAAGUACUCCGACAUCGACCCCAGCUGGCACAUCGGACACCUGGGCUGGAGUCCUGACACCUGGUACUCUGAUGCCUUCUUGGAGGCCGCAAGCCUACUGCACUGGAACGGCCGCUUCAAGCCCUGGGACUUCCCCUGCGUGCACAUGGAGAUGUGGGAGAAGUGGUACGUCCCGGACCCCACGGGCAGGUUCACGUUGGUACGGCCCGACAGCUAAGAGACAGCAAAAUGGAAAGCGAGGGAGGGCGCAGAAACAGAGAGGGUGAAACAGGGAUGGCCAACCCUGGUCCUGGGGAGCCGCAGGGUGCGCUAGCUUUUGUUUUCAGCUGAAAAUCAGCAACAUAUUCACUCCCAAGAACCAGCCGAGGUGAGUUGACUGUGUAAUCAACUGCUUUAAUUGAUCAAUUAACUGCUGAGUAACAACGAAAGCCGGCACACCCAGCGGCUCUCCAGGACCAGAGUUGGCCACCCCUGGGGCGAAAUAAUGAGGAUGAGAGGAUGAGAAUGAGAGCGAUAGAUCAUGAAAGAAUGAAUGUGUGGGAGUGAGCAAGAGUGACUGCAAAAAUGUGAACAAGAGACAAUAGCUAUGAAUGCAAAGGGGUGAAUAACCAAGAAAUAGUGUGAGAGGGUUAAUAACAAAGAAAUAGUGUGAGAGGGUUAAUAACAAAGAAAGAGUGUGAGAGGGUGAAUAACUAAGAAAGAGUGUGAGAGGGUGAAUAACUAAGAAAGAGUGUGAGAGGUGAAUGACAAAGAGAUACGCAGGGCGUGACAUCUCUACAUUUCCCUGUCUGAUCCUGUACUGCUGCGUGUAUGAAAUUCACAAGGAACACAGCUCUGCAAAAACCAGAGGAUUUGGAUCCUCACAGUAUUUAACGGUUUACCGUGACUCCUGUACUCCCUGCUGCCUGAAGGGGGUGCUGCUUCCAUUCUGACCCACUGGCAUUCUGAGACUCUCCAAAAACCCUGCUCG